Panthera uncia (snow leopard) is the source of this 3244-nucleotide messenger RNA. RefSeq lists its product as uncharacterized. The record is from RefSeq and is a predicted model, not a curated record. Bases 25 to 1029 code for a protein of 334 amino acids. The transcript is spliced from 2 exons. NCBI's taxonomy places the organism in Eukaryota, Metazoa, Chordata, Mammalia, Carnivora, Felidae.
GCAUGCACCUUUGUGGCCCCAUGUAUGCACCCACCUGCCCCCCUGCCUACCUUCACGCAUCCACCUGGACUCCUGCAUACACCCGCCUGCCCCCCUGGAUGCAGUCACCCACCUUCACUCCCCCUGCACACACUCAUCUGCCCCUCUGUAUGCACCCAUCUGCCCUCCUGCCCCUUCCACUCACCCACCUGUCCCUCUGCAUGCAUUCACUUGCCUUCAUUCCCUCUGCAGGCACCCACCUACACCCUUGCACGGACCCACUUGUCCCCUGCUCACACCCACCUGCUCCUCUGCAAAUACCCAUCUGCCACCGCACACACCCACCUGGUCCCCUGCAUGCACCCACCUUCCUCCGACCUUGCUGCACACACCCGCCUGUCCCAAUACACCCAUCCACCUGCCCUCUGCAUGCACCCGCAAGCACCCCUGCAAUCACCACAUGCCCCUGCUCCCUUGCACACACCCACCUGCCCCAUUGCACUCACCCAACAGUCCUCCUGCAGGUACCCAACUGCCUUCAUUCCCCCUGAAGGCACCCACCUUCCCCCUGCAUGCAACCACCUGCCUCCCCUGGCCUUCUGUAAACACCCCUCUGCAAGCACACAACCGCUCCUGCACAUAUCCACCAGCCUCAAUACACCCACCCACGCGCCCCCUGCAUGCACUCAGGAGCCCCACUGCAGUCACCCACCUGUCCCCUGCCCCAGUGCACGUACUCACUCACUCCCUUGCAUGCACCCACCUGCCCCCCUGUACUCAUCAACCUGCUUCCCGGCAUGCACCCACAAGCCUCCCCUGCCCCACUGUACACAUGCACCUGCCCCCCUACAUACACCCACCUGGCCCCCUGUAUGCACCCACCUACCCCCCUGGCCUCUGCACCACUCACCCUCCCCCUGCCUAUCUUCAUGCACCCACCUGCCCACCUGCAGCUACCCUCCUGACCCUCUGCAUGCACCACCUGUCCCCCUGCAUGCACUCACCCACCUUAACUUUCUGUGCACUCACCCACCUGCCCCCCUUGCAUGAUCUCACCUGUCUCCCUGACCCCUGCACCCACAUGCCUGCCCCUUUGCCCCCCUGCAUGCACCCAUGAGCUCCUUGCACGCAGCCACCUGCCCCACUAUACCUACCCACUGUCACUCCUCCCUUCACGCAGCCACCUGCCCCCUGCCCCUGGCAAGCACCCACGGGCACCCUUGCACACACCUACAUGCACCUCUCCAUGCACCCACAGACCUUCACUCUCCCUGCACAUACCCACUGGCCCCCCUGCACGCACCCUCCUGCCUCCGUACAUGCACCCACUUGCCCCCUGCCCACACUCAGUUGCCCUCCUGCAUGCACCCAUCUGCCCCUCAGCAUGCACUCACCCUCUUUCAACACCCCUGCACACACCCAGGGGCCUCUGUCCCACAUCUUCCUCUGGGACCCCCUUGCCCUGGUUACAGGGUACUGCAGUUGGAGGCAAGAGACGAGGCUGAGCACUCCUGGGGAGACCAGGUGCACCUGCAGAAAAAUUCCGGGGUGCCACUUCCCAGGGAGGAUGAAGGGGAGCCCAGGCCUGCAGCAGGUGCAGCUGAGCCCCUGAUGCCCUGAGAGGCUGCACAACAAGACUGGAGCCAGGGAAGCUCUCAUCCAAGUUGGAACAUGAAGAGGAGAGUUUCCCUUGGGAUCUUUCUGGAUUCAGAUCCUACGUAGCUGGAAGUUUAUCUCAGGGGAAAGCCCAUAAGUGGAACUUUUGACUUAUUGCCCUAUAACAUCCUCCCUGGAGGGAACGUCUGCAUGGGUGGCAAGAUGAUUCUUCCACACGGCUGUGGACGGCUGUGGGCCUCCAGGCGGGUGCUGCUCUGCCCUCGGCAGUGUCCCUGCUCUGCUCUCACCCUGCAUUCUCCUGGUGUCUGUGAAACAAGUAGAGAAAUGGAAGAGAAAGUGAAACUUGGAAGAGGCUGCGUCCCCUUACGUGCUCAGGGCUGUCAGACCUGACAUGCACUCAAUCUACUGUGAGUGUGGACAGAGGAAACACCCACAGACACUCAAAGGCCAUUGGCAUGAGUCAUUACUAACAGUCACAGCGACUGCAGUUUCAAGGCCUGGAUCAGGUCCUCCCGAGACACACCAACAGACCAGAGGGUCUAAUGGCCCCUCUGCCCAUAAACAUUCACAGCAGCUGGGAAGGUGCUGGUCCCACAUGAUGGACUGUGACAGCGUCUCUGUGACCCUUCUGCUCAGAGUAGCCUGGGCUGCAGGGACCCAUUUCCAGCCUGGCCUCCCUGCCCUGCACAGCACCUUCUCUCCAGCAUCUUCCCUGUUUCUGUGUCUCUCAUCCCUUUCCGUCUGCCUUUCCGUCCCCUGUCCCUAACUUCCUGCGGAGUAUUCCUACAAGCCAGCAGUUCAGGACAUUCUGGCUAUUUCCUCCCAGGCUAAAAGACCACCCAGCUCCCCAGGUGCAUCCUGGCUCUUUACUGGCAGUGAGGGCACUGUUGAAAUCUUCAUUAUUCUAAAAUAACAAGUGUUGGUGAGAAUGUGGAGAAGAAGGAGCCCUCCCGAACUCUUGGUGGGAAUGUAAACUGGUGCAGUCACUGUGGAGAACUGUAAGGAGGUUCCUCAAAAAGUUAAAAAUAGAACCACCCGUAGAUCCAGGAAUUCCACUCCUGGGGAUUUACCCAAGGGAAAGGAAAUCACUGUCUGGAAGAGAUCUCUGCACAUCCACGUUCAUGGCAGCAUUGUUCACAGUGGCCAAGUCAGGAAAACAGGUUAAGUGUCCAACCAAUGAGUGACGUAUAUACAAAGGAAUAUUGCUCAGCUGUAAAAAAGAAUGGGCAGAUCUGGAGGAUGUUAUGCUGAGUGAAAUAAGCCAGCCACACAAAGAAGAGCCUGUGUGGUCCCACUUACAUGUGGUAUCUGAAGAACAGGCAGAAGCCAAGCACAGAACGGCGUGGGGUGGGGAUGUGUCAGUCACAGGGCACACCGUGGCGGUGACGCAGGAGGAAGCCUGGAGACCUGGUGCCCAGCAUGGUGACCUGCCGACAGCCCCCGACUGAGUGUGUGUGAUCUCAGGUGCUACGACCACACACAGACGGUAACGGAGCAGGGAGAAGGCGGGUCCAGAGCUUGGCUCCAGCCAUCAUGUCACUGGUACGCGUGACUCACAUCACUGUGCUGAACACCCUAAAUAGAUGCCGUGCUUACUAAAAUGUUUUAAGUUUUAAAAGUAAAAUAAAACAACCAGCCUGUGUGGAGA